AUGGCGAAAUCUGCGUCCUUCCUGUUCGAGGUCCGGCCACUGUCGGCCUCGGUAGCAGCGAAACCCUUGCGCAGUGUGAAGAGUGCGUCCGCGGCGCUCCGUCCGGUUCCAGCGUUCUCGAUCGAAUCGCUCCAGAAGAACACUUUCGUAAUGGGGCCACCGAAGGCACAGAAACAACGAUACAUGCUGCAACCGAAGGCCACUUCCUUCCGGAUGUACUACGAGCGUGGUGAUCUGCCGAUUAAGAUGGAGUACCUAACUGGCGGCGACAAGAUUGCCUGGACGGUGGACAUCGACAAGCUUGACUAUGGGCUGUAUCUGCCCCUGUUCUUCGACGGUUUGUCGGAGACGCGCCACCCCUACAAGACGUACGCCCGACAGGGUGUGCAGGAUCUGCUGGCGCACGGUGGUGACAAAAUUUAUCCCGUCAUUCCACAGCUCAUUAUCCCCAUCAAGAAUGCCCUCAACACGCGCAACGUGGAGGUGAUGUGCGUUACCUUGAAAAUCAUCCAGCAGCUGGUGAUGUCGUCGGAUCUGAUCGGACCAGCGCUCGUCCCGUUCUACCGCCAGCUCCUUCCGAUGUUUAACGCUUACAAGGUGAAAAACAUCAACUCCGGCGAUGCGAUCGAUUACGGCCAGAAAAAUAACAUGAACGUGGGCGAUUUGAUCGACGAGACGCUGCAGGUGCUGGAGCGGCACGGUGGCGAGGACGCCUUCAUCAACAUCAAGUACAUGGUGCCGACGUACGAAUCCUGCUACCUAAAUUAG
Molecule: messenger RNA, 768 nt
Organism: Anopheles coustani
Lineage: Eukaryota; Metazoa; Arthropoda; Insecta; Diptera; Culicidae
Product: parkin coregulated gene protein homolog
Exons: 4
Coding region: 1-768 (255 amino acids)
Molecular function (GO): Hsp90 protein binding; Hsp70 protein binding
Source: RefSeq, a predicted model, not a curated record